AUGUUGUCGGCGGAGGAGAUCCUGUGCAGCACGCAGCAGGUGAUCGCGGGGCUGGAGGCGCUGCGCGGGGAGAACCGCAGCCUGCUGGACAGCCUGCAGGACGCCAUGGCGGGCAGCGGCAGCGUGGAGCAGGAGAAGAGCGGCCUCAUCCGCCAGUCGCUGGAGAGGAUCGAGCUGGGGCUGAGCGAGGCCCAGGUGCGGCGGCUGUGCCAGGAGAACCAGUGGCUGCGGGACGAGCUGGCGGGCGCCCAGCAGCGGCUGCAGGAGCGCGAGCAGGAGGUGGUCACCCUGGAGGAGCAGAACCGCCACCUGCAGUUCAUGUCGUCCAUCCGGAAGUACGACCAGGACGAGCCGCCUCUGGAUGACAAAGAUCCUUCUUCUAACCGGGAGUCUCUGGAUGACCUGUUUCCAGCAGAGGACGAGGAGCCGUCACCCAUGUCCCAGCCCCACAGCAGCGCGGCGGCCGCGGCCCAGCAGGGCGGCUACGAGAUCCCCGCCCGCCUCCGGACGCUGCACAACCUGGUCAUCCAGUACGCCUCGCAGGGCCGCUACGAGGUGGCCGUGCCGCUCUGCAAACAGGCUCUGGAGGACCUGGAGAAGUCCUCGGGCCACACCCACCCGGACGUGGCCACCAUGCUGAACAUUCUGGCGCUGGUGUACAGAGAUCAGAACAAAUACAAAGAGGCAGCCAACCUGCUGAACGAUGCUCUGGCCAUCAGGGAGAAAACUCUGGGAAUGGAUCAUCCUGCUGUGGCCGCCACCCUCAACAACCUGGCGGUUCUUUAUGGGAAAAGAGGGAAAUACAAGGAAGCGGAGCCUCUUUGUAAGAGAGCUCUGGAGAUCCGGGAGAAGAGUCUGCUGAGGCUGAAUGUUCUCUCCGUGGUUCAGGUUCUGGGUACGGACCAUCCAGAUGUGGCCAAGCAGCUGAACAACCUGGCGCUGCUGUGCCAGAACCAGGGGAAGUACCAGGAGGUGGAGGAGUACUACGAGCGCGCGCUGCACAUCUACCAGAGCAAGCUGGGCCCCGACGACGCCAACGUGGCCAAGACCAAGAACAACCUGGUGAGAGGAGGCCCCCAGGGGCCGCCCGGGCCUGACCACAAACCCGUCCCCUCCAGGAAAGAGAAAAGAGCGUCCUGCUACCUGAAACAGGGGAAAUACAGACAGGCCGAGGCUCUCUACAAAGAGAUCCUGACCCGGGCUCAUGAAAAGGAGUUCGGCUCUGUGGAAGGUGACGGCCGGCCCAGCUGGACGGCGGCGGCGGCGGAGGACGGCGGCGGCGGCUCGCAGGACGGCCUGAAGCGCAGCGGCUCCUUCACCAAACUCCGGGAGUCCAUCCGGCGGAGCAGCGAGAAGCUGGUCCGCAAGCUGAAGGGGGUGGGGCUGGAGGAGGCCGCCCCCAGGAACGCCGGGAUGAAGAGGGCCAACUCCCUGAAUGUGCUGAAUGUCGGAGCCAGAGACGGUCAGGACGGCAGCAAGGCUGAGCCCAGCGGCCUGACAGACCGCCGGGGGCUGAGCAGCAGCACGCAGAGCCUGGGCCGCAGGAGCUCGCUGGGGGGGGCCAGCUAGCAGGAAGAACCGGAG
Molecule: messenger RNA, 1584 nt
Organism: Menidia menidia (Atlantic silverside)
Lineage: Eukaryota; Metazoa; Chordata; Actinopteri; Atheriniformes; Atherinopsidae
Source: the annotation of a GenBank genome assembly